Molecule: messenger RNA, 1224 nt
Organism: Exophiala xenobiotica
Lineage: Eukaryota; Fungi; Ascomycota; Eurotiomycetes; Chaetothyriales; Herpotrichiellaceae
Product: serine/threonine-protein kinase pef1
Exons: 2
Coding region: 1-1224 (407 amino acids)
Biological process (GO): protein phosphorylation
Cellular component (GO): nucleus; cytoplasm
Molecular function (GO): cyclin-dependent protein serine/threonine kinase activity; ATP binding
Source: RefSeq, a predicted model, not a curated record
AUGUCUGCUCGCUCCACGUCCAUACCACAUCGAACUUCAGUAUCGUCCACCACAUCUUCGCAACCCUCGCACUCACUCUCCCGCCCACAGCAGCCUCAACGACUCACCGCACAACAACUUGCAGAACGUGUCAUCUCUCCAACCUCGGUGCUUUUCCCUCCAGGUGCCGCCCCGCCUUCGAGGCUCCAAGACCGACGGUCAUACACAGACAUGGACCGGAAGCACCCCAGCUCAUUCCAGCAAUUGGAGAAGCUAGGCGAAGGGACAUACGCAACCGUCUACAAGGGCCGAAACCGACAGACUGGCGAACUCGUCGCACUCAAAGAGAUCCACCUGGACUCAGAAGAAGGCACGCCCUCAACGGCAAUCCGAGAAAUAAGUUUGAUGAAAGAGCUGAAACACGAAAACAUUGUCACAUUAUACGAUGUCAUCCACACCGAGAACAAACUGAUGCUGGUGUUUGAGUACAUGGAUAAGGAUCUUAAGAAGUACAUGGAUGCCCGUGGUGAUCGGGGACAGUUGGACCAAGUCACGAUCAAGCGAUUCAUGCAGGAUUUGCUCAGAGGCACGGCAUUCUGCCACGACAAUAGGGUUCUGCACCGGGACCUGAAACCCCAGAACCUACUCAUCAACACUAAGGGACAACUGAAGCUGGCCGACUUUGGGCUGGCAAGAGCAUUUGGCAUUCCGGUGAACACAUUCUCCAAUGAGGUGGUGACGCUGUGGUAUCGAGCCCCAGACGUGCUAUUGGGAUCACGGACGUACAACACCAGUAUCGACAUAUGGUCUGCAGGUUGCAUCAUGGCGGAGAUGUAUACCGGCCGGCCUCUGUUUCCCGGCACUACCAACGAGGAUCAACUGCAGAAGAUAUUCAGAUUGAUGGGCACGCCUUCAGAACGAACCUGGCCAGGAAUUUCCCAGCUACCUGAAUACAAGACCAACUUCCCGUCCUAUGCCACGCAAUCUCUGAGUAUCCUCCUGCCGCAGGUCGAUCAGCUCGGCCUGGAUUUGUUAGGGAAGCUGCUGCAGCUCAGACCGGAGAACCGCAUCAGUGCGCAGGACGCCCUAAGACACCCAUGGUUCCAAGAUCUACCGAACUAUGCUGGACAAGGAAGAGCACAGGUUAGUGCCACUAUGCACCAGCCAGCACAACUGGCGCAUCAAGGAGGCGGAGUUGGAGGUUACGGGGCACAGCCAGGUAUGGUAGGACCCGGAGCCUAUUAG